This is a messenger RNA of Ornithorhynchus anatinus (platypus), 1306 nucleotides long. Its product is annotated as nodal homolog 2-A-like. Lineage: Eukaryota; Metazoa; Chordata; Mammalia; Monotremata; Ornithorhynchidae. The transcript is spliced from 4 exons. Gene Ontology annotation, biological process: BMP signaling pathway; SMAD protein signal transduction. The record is from RefSeq and is a predicted model, not a curated record. Gene Ontology annotation, molecular function: growth factor activity; cytokine activity; type I activin receptor binding. Gene Ontology annotation, cellular component: extracellular region. The coding region runs from base 120 to 1112 and encodes 330 amino acids.
CAAGGUUACCCAGCAGACAUGUGGCAGAGCCGGAAUUAGAACGCAGGUCCCCUGGCACCCGGGCCUGUGGAACUGAUUUUUGGUUCGAUGAAGACACUACCGGCGGUGAUGCUGAGUCCAUGAGGAUUUCUACGCAGAAAAAAGAACCACAGCCACUGAAACAGUUGGAGGAAACUUUCAUGGCCCGUGAUGGUCUCUUUCCUGGUUAUGAAGGUUCUGGGGCCCAGCCGGUUUUGGGUCCUGAAGAGCCUCUCUAUCCACCCUUACCAUCUUCAAUAGCUUCUUUUUUGACUGGCAGUAACCUUGGAUUUACCAUCACCCCCAAGAGCUGCCAUCUCUCGGGCCACCACUGGAUUCUCCACUUCCAAGUGGUCUCCUUCCAUGAUAAUGAGGUUAUGGAGCUAAGGGUCCAAGUGCCAGUUAGCUCUUCCACCAGCCACCCCCUCAUCCUCGAGCUGCAGGCCCUCAAAGAGGGAGGAGGCUGGUUCCUGCUGGGCUCCUUUCCCUUCACCCUGCCAUCCUCGCACAUGGGCUCGGAGCUGGUGCUGGACGUGACGUGCCUCCUGGAGUACUGGAUGCAGCUGGAAGAUGUUUUCCUGGGCUCCAUCGUCCCGUGGAGGGAAGAGCUGCGCUCCGGGGACCUGCUCAACAACUCCAUCCUGCUGGCGUGCCUUGAGGCCAGGGCCGACCGGGACACGGUGCUGCUGGUUACGGCCUCGCCCCCGGCCCGGCCCGUGCUGAUCCACCAGGCCGACUCUCGGAGUCCUGCUGAUCCUCCCUCCGGGAUGGCCCCUGAGGUCUCCCAUGGGGAGCCCUGCCAGCUCGGUGACAUGGAGGUUGAUUUCCGGCUCCUGCCCUGGGGCUCGUCCAUUGUGCUGCCCAAGACCUUCAAUGCCUACAGGUGCAAGGGGGCUUGCCCAGAGGGAUCCCAUCAUCUGGCUGACUUUUCCAACUACUUCUCGAUGCAGAAACAGGUUGCCUGUCCUUGGAAGAGUCUGUCCUGUGUCCCCUCGCUGCUGAGACCGCUUUCCCUGAUGGUCAUCGAGGCCAACACCCAGGCCGUAGUCCACCUCCUUAAGGACAUGGUAGUGGCAGAGUGUGGCUGCCGUUAGCUUGGAGGUCCAGUCUCUUCCCAGCUGGGCAGGGCUCAUGGGGUGGGAGUGAGGUCUACUUCAUAACUGUUCCCCAAAUGGCAUGAAUUGGGUUUCUCACUUGGCCAUGAGAGUGAGGUCAUGUCUGGAUGGAAGUCUCAAGCACUGCUUUUUGUCUUUAGCAAUCAAUAAAACAUCACUAUGACAAUUGUGGA